AUGCCACGGGUAGCAUAUUACUACGAUGAUGACGUUGGAGCUUAUGCGUACGCUCCUCACCAUCCGAUGAAACCCCACCGUAUCAAGAUGGCACACAAUUUGAUCCUGAACGCCGGAUUGAAUCAGAAGAUGGACAUGCUCUGCGCCAAACGAGCAACAAGAGAAGAGAUGACCAAGUUCCACACGGAUGAAUACAUAUGCCACAUCGCCCAAGUCAACCAAGAAGAUCCAGAGACACUAGUAUCCGGAAGGGAUAAGAGCGGCGAUAACCGAUUCCUUGUGGGUGAUGAUUGUCCCGGUUUCGAAGGUUUAUUCGAGUUUUGUUCGAUCUCCGCUGGCGGUUCUAUAGCCGCAGCAAAAAGGAUUAAUUCAGGACAGGCCGACAUUGCCAUUAAUUGGUCCGGCGGUCUCCAUCACGCCAAAAAACGUGAAGCCAGUGGGUUUUGUUAUGUGAAUGAUAUCGUCUUGGCGAUCCUCGAGCUGCUGAGGUUUCACUCUAGAGUUCUGUAUAUCGAUAUCGACAUUCAUCAUGGCGAUGGCGUCGAGGAGGCCUUCUACACCACCGAUCGGGUGAUGACCUGCUCGUUCCAUAAGUUUGGUGAUUUCUUCCCCGGAACUGGUCAUGUUGGGGAUCGUGGAAUAGGCAAAGGCAAGGGUUAUGCGGUCAACGUGCCAUUGAAGACUGGGAUCGAUGAUGAUACUUAUCGGAGCAUAUUCAGGCCUGUUAUCAAUCAUAUCAUGAGUUGGUAUCAGCCUGGUGCCAUCGUGUUACAAUGUGGUGCCGACUCUCUAGCGGAAGACAAAUUGGGAAGUUUCAAUCUUUCGAUGAAUGGGCAUGCCGAUUGCGUGCGGCACGUCAAGUCCUUCAAUGUGCCAUUGGUCGUGCUCGGUGGGGGAGGCUACACGAUCCGAAAUGUCGCUAGGACGUGGGCCUUCGAAACAUCGGUCUGUCUGGGCCCUCACGAAGAACUCUCGCUCGCCGAUCUACCUUACAACGAAUAUAUGGAAUACUUUGGACCGAACUUCAAAUUGGAAGUGCCCUCUAAUAAUAUGGAUAAUCAUAAUUCACUGGAUUACUUGAAUGGAAUACUGGCGAAGGUUGUCGAUAGUUUAAGGGAUCUACCGUUUGCACCUAGCACUCAGCGCCGACCGUUAUCGUGUUAUCCGGAAACUAAGACUGCAAACGACAUGGAUGAUUCUGAUUCGGACGAUUCUCCUCUAGGUAACGGCCUGGGGGCCUCAGCCAACCAAGCCAAUGCGAACGAGAGCGCCCAGCCCGAACCUGCUCCAGCGCCCCCGCCGCCACCCGUCCAUCAACCAAACCGAGUCGGCCGUCCGUCACGGCUAAAGCCACCCCCGCCGCCACGCAAGGUGUCGCCCAAGCCGGCCGAGCCAGCAGACAAGGCCGGUGGCCAGGGGUCCAAAGAUCGGUCCAACGGGACAGCCGCCGGGGGGAGCGAGCGCAGGAAGCGGACAUUCUUCAGGAGUGGCGCGUUCGACCGGCCGCCCCGUGGAAGCUCCCAACCGAGCUGCUACACUGGCCAAAGUGGGAUCCGGACCCGCAUGAACAGGUCGACGACAAGUCAUCAGCAGUUUGCCGAAAGCUCAGCCAGACUCGAUCGCCCCCCUGACGGUUUCUCUAACCUCGUCGUCAAUAAUAAUAGCAAUAGUCGUAGCCAAUUCUUGUCUUCCAACGCCCAUCGUCAGGAUACCCAUGAUCAGCCCGAUAUUCAAGAUCCUCCUAUCCCCAGUCCUGAGUUCCGAGCUAACGCCCAUCCCAAAGAGAUCGUCUUGAGCUGGGAUUUUAACCAUUGCUUUUGA
Messenger RNA from Puccinia graminis f. sp. tritici CRL 75-36-700-3, 1821 nucleotides. Its product is annotated as histone deacetylase 1/2. Gene Ontology annotation, molecular function: histone deacetylase activity. Lineage: Eukaryota; Fungi; Basidiomycota; Pucciniomycetes; Pucciniales; Pucciniaceae. Bases 1 to 1821 code for a protein of 606 amino acids. The record is from RefSeq and is a predicted model, not a curated record. The transcript has 10 exons.